Messenger RNA from Dermacentor silvarum, 307 nucleotides. Its product is annotated as U3 small nucleolar ribonucleoprotein protein IMP3-like. Bases 33 to 281 code for a protein of 82 amino acids. The record is from RefSeq and is a predicted model, not a curated record. The transcript is spliced from 2 exons. Lineage: Eukaryota; Metazoa; Arthropoda; Arachnida; Ixodida; Ixodidae. Gene Ontology annotation, molecular function: rRNA binding.
ACUGUAUCCGCGGUGUUGACACGACUUUCAGCAUGGUUCGAAAACUCAAGUAUCACGAGCAGAAGCUCUUAAAGAAAGUAGACUUUAUAUCGUGGGAAGUCGACAACAACCUCCAUGAAGUAAAGAUAAUGAGAAAGUACUAUGUUCAGAAGCGCGAGGAUUACACAAAGUACAAUAAGCUGUCACGGGCUAUACGGGAUUUGGCGCGGAAGAUCAAAGAGCUGGAUCCGAAGGACCCAUUUCGUGCCAAGGCAACCACCGACUUGCUGAACAAGCUGUAAGUUGUGAGCACAUUCCUGCUUCCCUG